Silurus meridionalis is the source of this 2298-nucleotide messenger RNA. Its product is annotated as claudin-15-like. NCBI's taxonomy places the organism in Eukaryota, Metazoa, Chordata, Actinopteri, Siluriformes, Siluridae. The coding region runs from base 1254 to 1910 and encodes 218 amino acids. The transcript is spliced from 5 exons. Gene Ontology annotation, biological process: cell adhesion; bicellular tight junction assembly. The record is from RefSeq and is a predicted model, not a curated record. Gene Ontology annotation, cellular component: plasma membrane; bicellular tight junction. Gene Ontology annotation, molecular function: structural molecule activity.
UCAGAACAUUUUGUUGUAAUCUUUUUCCAUGCUACAGUCUUUGUUGUUCUCUAAUUUUAAUCGCCAGUGUGUGUGUGUGUAUAUAGUACUGGUCAAAAGUUUAGACACCCCUUCUCCUUCAGUGUUUUUCUUUAUUUCUAAUAUUCUCAGCAUUGUACAUGAAUAUUGAAGAAUCCAAACUAUGAAAAAACACUCAUGGAAUUCUGUAGUAAACAAAAAAUGUUUGUUAUUACCAAGAAUAAUUACCAAAGAAUAUGUUACAUAUCUAUAUCUAUCUUUUUCAUUUCAUAGCUUUGCAAGGAGCAGCGUAUUUGAGUGUAGGUUUAGGUUGAAAUUUUUAUCCAAUCAGCUUUCAAAGGUCAAAGGUAAAAUUUCACAGUGAAGACUGCAGGUGUCCUGUAGCUUACAAUCCAUGUUGUUUGAAAGCUGUUGAUUUACCAAAAAAAAGGGAUUGCGUUGACUUUGUUGACCCCGGGGUCCUCUAGAACACGUCCAAUCACAUUUUCACGUAUUCAGAAACCGGCGACUUACAUCAAUGCUUCUUGGCUAAGAAACACAAGUAAUGGACAUUAGAGCGGGAAAUUGUCAUUUUGUUUCUGUAUUAAUCUACAAUGUUUAAAAUAAUAAACUAAAGAAAAAGCACUGAAGAAGAAGGUGAAACCAAACCUUUGACUUCUUGUGUAUCUAUACACUAAACACUAAAGUCACAUGACACAUAUAGUGUGUGUAUGAUGUGUGUGUAUAUACACACUGGAAGUGUGUAAAAUAAGAGUGAUUCUAUAUUUAAUGGGGGUCUGCGGUGUCGUGGGCUGUGGGUUCAUAGCUGCAGUGUGGAGAAAAUUAAGGAGAUUUUUAAAUGUUCUGGUUCUCUGGAUAUUGUGCAGAGUUUUUCCUUCUCUGAGCUGUUGGUGUGUGUGUGUGUGUGUGUGUGUGUUUGGUUGUGUGUGAAUAUAUGUGUAUAUGUGUGUAUGUGUAAGUGAAUGCAUAUAUGAGUGUGUUAAUUAUUGACAGACAAUGGUGAUAUGAAUGAUAUACACACUUCCACUCCCACAUAGCUUUUCAGCGUGUGUGUGUGCGUGUGUGUGUGUGUGUGAAAGCAACUUCAACUCAUGGUUCAUAGAGUGUGGUGAUAACACGGCAGUAGUUAAUCAGGAUCAACACACACACACACACACACACACACACACACAAACAUUCAAACAGCGGGAGUUCCUCUUCGUCAGUGUGUGUUAUAGGGUGUUUUAAAAGGCAGAAUGAAAGACAUAAUGCAGGUGUGUGGGUUGUGUGUGGGGUUUUUGGGGUGUGUGUGUGCAGCCGUGUCACUGCAGGUAAGAUCCUGGAAAGAGUCGAGUGAUGAAGACAGCGUCAUCAUCACCUCCAAUUUAUAUGAAAAUCUGUGGAUGUCCUGUGCUGAUGACUCGACCGGCAUCUACAACUGCUGGCAUUUUCCAUCCUUAUUCGCCUUACCAGGUUAUAUUCAGGCGUGUCGUGCACUCAUGAUCACCUCCAUCGUGUUGGGGAUGUUUGGUCUGAUCUUCACGCUGGUCGGUAUGCAGUGUUCCAAAAUCGGAGGAGAAAACUACAUAGUGAAGGGAAGAAUUGCCGUCCUGGGAGGAGUGUUUUUCAUCCUGCAGGGUGUGUGUACGAUGAUCGCUGUGUCGUGGUACGCUUCAAACAUCACACAGCAGUUCUUCAACCCACUGUACACAGGAAUCAAGUUUGAGAUAGGAGACGGUUUGUAUAUCGGAUGGUGUUCAGCGACACUCGCUCUGAUUAGUGGCUUCUGCUUACUGUGUGUGUGUGGAAAUGACAGCAAGGAGGAGAGAAUGGCGACAGCACACACUCACUCAGCUGUGUCACAAAUCUCUCACAUGCCCUACGUACAGCACAGAAUCAACUCGUACAUCUGAGUCAGAGAUCAUCCUCAUCAUCCUCAUCAUCAAAUCCACCACAAUCAUCAUCAUUAUCUUCAAUAAACCCAGGAGUUCCAGUGAGAAUUAAUUGAAAUAUGAGGGAAUGUAUUGGUGUGAAUUAGGACGGAGUCGGUGUGUCUGUGAUGUAUAACACACUGUACAGUGUGCACUGUGUGAAUGACCUCAAAUAAGCCUGUGUGUGUGUGUGUGUGUGUGUGUGUGUGUGUGUGUGUUAUAAACUUUGUAGUGAUUUUAUUAACUCAUUGAUCCUACAUCACACUACUAAUAUAAAUAUGAUUAUUUUAGUUAUUUUAUUUCUGUUUGUUUCAGAUUAAGUUUGUGAAUCUUUAAUGUUCUAUAAAAAAUAAAUAAAAAAUUAACUUUU